AUGCGAUCCCGGUCUCUGCGGCAUAUGUGGUGCCUGCCCAGCAUGCUGCGACAAGUGUUGGAAGAAUUAGGAAUCGACUCUGUUAACGGGAUAGCGACCUCCUGUAGGGGCUCUGAUUAUGGAUUUCGGUAUGGGGUUGUUUACUUUUGCUUUAAGGAUUUGAAUUCAGAAAUCAUAGAAAGCGGGGAACAGCUUCUACAAAGAGACAUGGAAGCUUUUCUUUGA
Colletotrichum truncatum is the source of this 225-nucleotide messenger RNA. RefSeq lists its product as uncharacterized. The record is from RefSeq and is a predicted model, not a curated record. NCBI's taxonomy places the organism in Eukaryota, Fungi, Ascomycota, Sordariomycetes, Glomerellales, Glomerellaceae.